Molecule: messenger RNA, 1375 nt
Organism: Prunus mume (Japanese apricot)
Lineage: Eukaryota; Viridiplantae; Streptophyta; Magnoliopsida; Rosales; Rosaceae
Source: RefSeq, a predicted model, not a curated record
GACGCCAAUAGACCAACUGCCAUGGAAUUCGCUUCUUGUUCAAUUCUCAGAGCUCAGCCAUUUUCAACCUUCAUUCUUCCCGCCAACGCCAGCAACAGCCACUUGUGUGCUUCAUGGCCUUCAUCCAAGCACAAUCUCAGCUUGGCCCUUCCAUUUUUCUCCUCUUUCCCGAGAAAUUCGACUUUCCCGGGAAAAUGUCAGCACUGCGAUCGUUUCACUGCUUUCAGCUCGAUUUCCGGCUCCCAGGACCAGAAUCCAUCUCAGAAACUCGCAGUUCUUCUUGAAGUUGACGGGGUCCUUAUGGAUGCAUACCGCUUGGGGAACCGACAAACCUUCAAUGCAGCAUUUCGAAAGCUUGGGCUUGACUGUGCAAGUUGGACAGAACCUGUUUAUCUGGACCUCCUGAGGAAGAGUGCUGGUGAUGAGGAAAAGAUGCUGAAUUUGUAUUUCAAUCGGACUGGUUGGCCUAGUUCAUUGCCCACAAGUGAGAAGGCGUCAUUUGUGAAAAAGGUUCUGCAAAACAAGAAAAUUGCUAUGGAUGAGUUUUUGAUGUCAGAAAGUUUACCUUUACGACCUGGAGUUGAAGAAUUUAUCGAUGAUGCAUACAACGAAGGAAUACCUGUGGUCAUUCUGACAGCCUAUAGUAAGAGCGGGGAUGAAAUUGCCAGAUCAAUUGCUGAAAAGCUCGGCCAGGAAAGAAUUUCAAAGCUAAAGAUCAUUGGAGAUAAGGAGGUUGAUCAGAGUUUGUAUGGCCAAUUAGCAAAUAGUAAUGACUUUUCUUCUGGUAUGGAUGAGCAACUAGCAAAGGAGGCAAUAAAAGCAGUUUCUGCUGAGAAACAAAGGAUUGCAGAGGAGGUUGCAUCAUUGCUAAAGCUGAAUGUAGAGAUUGAUACUACCCCAUCUGAAAGCUUAGAGAAGGUCAUUGCUACCUUGCGGGCUGGGGCAGAAAAUGCUGGACUACCAGUAUGCGAUUGUGUUCUUAUUGCAGGAAGCCAGUCUGGUGUAACAGGAGCUGAGCGAGUGGGCAUGCCAUGUGUUGUUUUAAGAAGCAGUUUGACGGCUCGAGCUGAGUUCCCUUCAGCAAAUGCAACAAUGGAUGGGUUUGGAGGAGCAGACCUGACCAUCACUAAACUACGUAACAAGAGAGGGUCAUGAAAUCGAAUCUUGUUCUGUUUUCUGUGAACCUAUUAACAGAGCGGCAUUUUUGUUCCCAAAGAGAUCUGUUAAAAGGGUUAAAACAGAAUUACAUGCUAAUCUGCAUUCUUGUAAUUUCUUCACCUUACAAUAGCUCUUUUAGUUUCUUAAUAGCUACUGCGUGCAAUAUAAAAAGCAGUCAACUUCUGAUGUCAAUUGUUCAGCAAUGCCUGAUGAUGAG